UCCGGUGUUAUGACCUUUGUUUACUGUCUUGUCGCCCCAGUCAAAAAUAGUAGCUCCUGACUGCUCGACGUCGCCGUCUCUACCCAUUUUUCUAUGUUGGUAGUUUCGGUUGUUCGGCUAAAAGAGCGAUAUGAAGUCCAGCUCAGCUGACAGCUUCCGGCUCUUCUGCGAUUUUUCGCCACAGAGACACGAACAAGUCAGCUAGCUAGCUAGCCGCUCCGCUCCCCGACCGACGCUGCUGCUGCCGCCUUUCACUGGCGAGUACUGCCUGAACAGGUCAACCUCAAAUCGACCAGGCUGUGAGCUGAGAUCAGCUACGAAAGCUCCGGAUGACAGAGAGGCAAAGCUGCCGUAAAAUACAGCAGAUAAACUUGAGACACCAGCCCCAGUUACAUAAGCUAAACCUACCAUAGAAAAUACAUAUUUGAUCAUCAUGGCCUCUAGUUUCUCAAAUACGGAUGAUGCGUCUCCAGCGGCUCUGACAGACCUGUGCCUCACCUACGUGAGCCAACACCUGGACUGUUUCUGUGUGAAGCGGCCGGACGGCUCCCUGUGCUUCAGAGAGGCUGUGCUCUUUCCACAGGAGCUGGCAGACCAGCUGCUGGCCAAGAUGGCAAUGGAAGGUCUACUGAACGACAGCACGGUGGGGGUGUUUAGGAACUGCGAACACCUGCGACUGCGGCGGGCCUGUGUGCGUACAGCACGGAUCUCUGCAGAGGCCUUCCAGAAAGCCCUGUGCCCUCACAGACUGCUGGAGCUUGAUGCCACCAGGGUCAACGCUGACCUAACAAUCCCCGACAUUCUCCAGGGGUUGGCCACUAAUAAAUACUGUCAGGAAUCCCUCCAGCGACUUGUCCUGACCGGUCUCACCAUGUCCUCUCUGGAGGAGCCGAUCUGGUAUCAGUUCAGUGCGCUCCAAGGCAUGCGCUCCCUCUCUCUAGCGAAUGUUGACUUCUACGACUGUGGGUUGGUUGAUGUGUGUUCCCUGCCGCGCCUGGAGAGCCUUGAUCUCUCCAACACCUCCAUCACUAACCUGACCCCCCUGCUGGGCCUGAAGGAGCGGCUGCGCUCUCUGACGUUACACCAGCUGAAGAGGCUGGAGAUGAGCACCGCCCAGCUGCUGGGAGUCAUAGGCCAGCUGAAUGUUUUGCAGCACCUGGACAUCAGCGACGACAAACAGUUCACAUCCGACAUCGCUCGUCAGCUGCUGGGGCAGCGAGGGAUCCUGCCAGCUCUGGUUUCCCUGGAUGUCUCAGGCAGAAAACAGGUGACCGAUGCAGCUGUGAAAGCCUUUGUUGAGGAGAGACCGGGGAUGACUUUUAUGGGACUUCUUGCCACAAAUGCUGGAUUUUCCGACUUCCUUUCUGGAGGAGGGAAUUUAAAGGUAACGGGCGAAGCGAACGAGACUCAGAUCUGUGAGGCUUUGCGGCGGUACAGCGAGAGGGAGGGCUUUGUGAGGGAAGCUCUUUUCCAUCUGUUCAGCCUGACACAUGUUAUGGAAAAACCGAGGCCGGACAUCCUAAAGCUUGUAGUGUUGGGCAUGAAAAACCAUCCUGGCACUCUAAACGUCCAGCUGGCAGCCAGCGCCUGUGUCUUCAACCUGACCAAGCAGGAGCUGGCGGCGGGAUUGCCGGUCCGACUGUUGAGUACCGUCACUCAGCUUCUUCUUGAGGCCAUGAGGACUUUCCCCAACCACCAACAGCUUCAGAAGAACUGCCUUCUGUCUCUGUGCAGCGAUCGCAUUCUGCAGGAGGUGCCAUUUAACCGAUUUGAAGCUGCCAAACUUGUGAUGCAGUGGCUCUGCAACCAUGAAGACCAGAACAUGCAGAGGAUGGCUGUGGCUAUCAUCUCCAUACUAGCUGCUAAGCUGUCCACAGAGCAAACAGCCCAGCUGGGAGCAGAGCUGUUUAUAGUGAAGCAACUGCUCCACAUUGUGCGUCAGAAGGCAACUCAGGGCGUGGUGGACGCAACUCUGAAGUUCACCCUGAGCGCACUGUGGAACCUCACAGACGAAUCGCCCACAACCUGUCGCCACUUUAUCGAGAACCAGGGGCUGGAUCUGUUUGUUAAAGUUCUCGAGUGUUUCCCCAACGAGUCUUCUAUUCAGCAGAAGGUUCUCGGCCUUCUGAACAACAUCGCUGAGGUGGGAGAGCUGCACGGAGAGCUGAUGGUGCAAGGCUUUCUAGACCACAUCAGCAAUCUGCUCCACAGUCCGGAGGUGGAGGUCAGCUACUUCGCCGCGGGCAUCCUCGCACAUCUGACAUCACGUGGAGAGGAGGCCUGGACGCUCAAGCCCAGUCUGCGCUCCUCUUUGCUGGAACAGCUGCACGCGGUCAUCAUGAAAUGGCCGACACCUGAGUGUGAGAUGGUGGCAUACAGGUCUUUUAACCCAUUCUUUCCCCUCCUGGAGUGUUUUCACACCCCUGGAGUGCAACUGUGGGCGGCCUGGGCUAUGCAACAUGUGUGCAGCAAGAAUGCCUCUCGCUACUGCAGCAUGUUGUUGGAGGAGGGCGGCCUUCAGCAGCUGGAACACGUUCACAAACACCUACAGACCCACACAGACGUCAGGCUCCUGGCUGGGAGCAUUCUGGAGAACCUGCAGCGCCACCGAGCCCGCACAGGCCAGCCGGCACACACAAGCCACCACCCGCCGCAGCAAUGACCUAUUCCAGAGAGAGUGGUCCCUGAACAAGAAAAAGGGGCGGAGUCAGGCGCCACUACAGUGCCGGGAGUUUGUGUCUGCAGAAUGAAUCCAUAUCCUGCACACAAACGCAUUAAAAGUCAACGGACUCAUCGACAGAGACAUUGCAAUUUGCACAACCUAACUGUAUUUAUUUUCUGUGUUUAUUUCAAAGCAAAAGUAUCUCUGUAUAUAAAUCUUAUGGCUAAAAACGUAUAAUAUGAAAAGCUCUUAGUCAGUUCAGCUCAACAUUGAGUUUUUGUGUGUGCUCAUCCUGUUAGGCGUCAUGGGGAUUUUCCUCCCGAUAACACGGGACCUUGGGAGCCUUUGGUUGAAUGCUGUGGUUGUUUGGAUUGGUGACCUCUUUAAAUGUGUGCAUGGAACUGCUUUCAGCUAAAGCAUGCAGGUCUGAAUGCUCAUUUUUGUUCCUUUUAGGAAUGCCUGUGUCCGUGUCUCUAGCUGAAAGCCACAGCUUUGGGUCUGCAGGACUGCUGGAAGCUACCCUCUCAAGUUUUUCUGAAAUCCAUCCAUGUUUCUGACUUCACAUGGCAGAUUAUGAAAGUGUUCAAAUAUUCCAAAGUUUUGAAAAUCCAGAGGACAGUAGACUAUUUAAAGCAGUGAGCAUAAAAACCUCAACACGUAAGCACUCUUCUGGGUGGAAAUGCUGAUGUGGAACAGUCCUGAUGGAUCUGAGACGCGUCUCUUUUUUUUAUUUUAGCAGGUUUUUUGUAAAUAUUAGGUGAAAGGCAGAGACGGCACUCCCUGUGUGCGAGCACGCCUGUGCAGCAGCUGCAUCUUCAGGACUCUAUGAAAAGUGUACAUAAUAGACAAAGCAGGAAAUGUUCUGCACUGCUGUACGGUUGCAUGAAAAUGAUCUCAUCGCCCAACUCUUUCCUCGUUGCAAGGCAAACGGCAGCCUCAGGUCAGAAGUUCCCCUUAAUGCCUGACACUGCUGGAGGCAAAGGAGAUGCUGCAGUUCAGAAGACUUGCACAAACUCUACAAAAUGGUACUUUAUCAGUCAAGCAUACCUGCAGUCCACUUGCUCAGUAAAAGAUCGCCUUAGGAGUCAUUUCUUCUGCUGCUGGUUAUAGCUAUCCAAUCCUUUAUUUGCCCUCUGAUUGAUCAGUAACUUAAAAAGGCGGUCGAAAUCAAAAAAGAUUUCUU
This is a messenger RNA of Oryzias latipes (Japanese medaka), 3845 nucleotides long. It is a transcript of the gene zyg11, whose product is annotated as zyg-11 family member, cell cycle regulator. Gene Ontology annotation, cellular component: Cul2-RING ubiquitin ligase complex. Lineage: Eukaryota; Metazoa; Chordata; Actinopteri; Beloniformes; Adrianichthyidae. The record is from RefSeq and is a predicted model, not a curated record. Gene Ontology annotation, molecular function: protein binding.